AAGUGAUGCUUUGUUGAGAAAUUUUGAUGCUUUAUAUUCCCGGGGAUUACUUUCUAGGAUUGUUAUUGAUGAAGCGCAUUGUAUAAGCCAGUGGGGACAUGAUUUUAGACCAGAUUAUCAGGGACUUGGAAUUUUGAAGCAGAAGUAUCCUAAUACACCAGUGCUAGCUUUAACAGCUACUGCAACAGCAAGUGUAAAGGAAGAUGUCGUGCAGGCUCUAGGCCUCGCAAACUGCAUUGUUUUCAGACAGAGUUUCAAUCGCUCAAACCUAUGGUAUUCUGUGGUCCCCAAGACCAAGAAAUGUUUGGAUGAUAUUGAUAAAUUUAUCAAGGACAAUCAUUUUGAUGAAUGCGGAAUCAUUUACUGCUUGUCAAGAAUGGAUUGUGAGAAAGUGGCUGAAAAGUUGCAGGAAUGCGGACACAAAGCAUCUUUCUAUCAUGGUAGUAUGGAUCCCCAACAGAGAGCCUUUGUUCAAAAGCAAUGGAGUAAAGAUGAAAUAAACAUAAUAUGUGCCACUGUAGCCUUUGGCAUGGGUAUUAACAAACCUGAUGUUAGGUUCGUGAUUCAUCAUUCUCUACCUAAAUCUAUAGAAGGUUAUCAUCAGGAGUGUGGGCGUGCUGGCAGGGAUGGCCUUCGCUCAUCCUGUGUUUUGUAUUAUAAUUAUAGUGACUAUAUUAGAGUAAAACACAUGCUUACUCAAGGAGUCAUAGACCAAAGUCCCUUUGCUGCUGGGUCUAGGCGAAAUCUUCCGGCUAGCACUGAUAGAGUAUUGGAAACAAAUAUUGAGAAUUUGUUGCGCAUGGUUAAUUAUUGUGAAAAUGAUUCAGAUUGUAGGCGCUUAUUGCAAUUAAUUCAUUUUGGUGAAAAGUUCAAUCCUUCAGACUGCCAGAAGACAUGCGAUAGUUGUUCCAAAAUGUUGAAUUCCAUUGAGAGAGAUGUCACUGAUAUUGCUAGGCAACUGGUGGACCUCAUUAAAGAAACAGUUCAGCAGUUUUCGAUGUCUCAUAUUCUUGAAGUAUACAGGGGCUCAAUGAGCCUAAAUAUCAAGAAAUACAAACAUGACACUUUGAGACUUCAUGGAGCUGGUAAACACCUGCCGAAAGGCGAAGCAUCCAGAAUAAUUCGCCAUUUAGUGAUUGAGGACAUUCUUGUGGAGGAAGUCAAGAAAAGUGAUGCCUAUGGAUCCAUAUCUUCUGUCUUGAGGGUGAAUGAGUCUAAAGCAUGCAGACUUUACUCUGGUGAACAAAUACUCACACUGAGGUUCCCUUCAUCUGCAAAGGCAUGGAAGAGCAAAUCUGAAGUGCCACUUGCAAAGGCUUCAUCAUUUACAGAAGCUUUGCGUUCUCAACAGAACAUUUCUGUUGAAGCACAAAAUGAAGCUGACUUGCUAAAUAAUUUAUCAGCCAAACUUUAUGCUGCUUUGCGUAUGCUCAGAACUUUACUUGUAAAAGAAGCAGGGGAAGGGGUCAUGGCUUACCACAUUUUUGGAAACGCUACUCUGCAGCAAAUCAGCAAAAGAAUACCAAGAACCAAGGAAGAACUUCUCGAGAUCAACGGCAUUGGCAAGGCAAAGUUGCUGAAAUAUGGAGAUCGCGUGUUGGAAACCAUAGAAUCCAUAAUCAGAGAGCAACAUAGAGGAAGCAAGAACAGCAGCAGUAGCAGCGACAAUGAUGCUACCAAGAGAAGAAGAGGCUCCACUUGCAUAGAACCUGUAGCAAAUGACGAUGACUUCGACGAAAGCACUAUUCAAUCCAAGAAGAGAGCAGUGAAGGUUAUAAAUGGUGGAAAAUGCACGCUGGAAAAUCUGAACAUUUCAAGCUACAAUGAUCGUUUUAUCGAUCUGGAAUUGGAUGGAUCUGAAUUAUGAUACGCAGAAUGGGCGAUCUAUUGCAAACAACAAAGAUGUGCCUUCUGGGAGAGGCUUGCCUUGUGUUUCAAAUCAGGCAAAUAAGGGGACUGUAAGUAUUCGAUAUGUUUAUUCAUGAGUAGCCCUUCAAGCAGUUCUGCUUCUUCUGAUGGGCUGGGUUUGGAAGCUUCCAUUCUUGUCAGGAUCUGCCUCGCUAGGUUUGUAUAUGGGAGGUGAAAGUAAAUUUAAUUAUUUUGUCUUAUAUGCUGUUGGUAAUAGCCGUUCAUAGCAACUUGUGCGUAUUUUGUUUUACAUUCAAGCUUGUCAUUGCCAAUGCGUCGUUGUAAGUGAUGUUAAAGAUAACUAUUAACUAUACGAUAAGGCCCAGGUUUGAUUAAAAACAAAAGCCUGACCAGACAACGGCUUUUCAAGCUCCU
Molecule: messenger RNA, 2283 nt
Organism: Dendrobium catenatum
Lineage: Eukaryota; Viridiplantae; Streptophyta; Magnoliopsida; Asparagales; Orchidaceae
Product: ATP-dependent DNA helicase Q-like 4A
Biological process (GO): DNA replication; double-strand break repair via homologous recombination
Cellular component (GO): nucleus; chromosome; cytoplasm
Molecular function (GO): nucleic acid binding; ATP binding; 3'-5' DNA helicase activity
Source: RefSeq, a predicted model, not a curated record